Messenger RNA from Trichosurus vulpecula (common brushtail), 372 nucleotides. Its product is annotated as potassium channel subfamily T member 2-like. Bases 1 to 372 code for a protein of 123 amino acids. The record is from RefSeq and is a predicted model, not a curated record. Lineage: Eukaryota; Metazoa; Chordata; Mammalia; Diprotodontia; Phalangeridae. Gene Ontology annotation, molecular function: intracellular sodium-activated potassium channel activity. The transcript is spliced from 6 exons.
AUGGAGGUUUCAGUGGCCUUGAUAAGUCUCUUUGAAACAGUGUUACUUGGUUACCUGAGUUAUAAGGGAAAUAUCUGGGAGCAGAUUUUACGCAUACCCUUUAUCCUGGAAAUCAUUAAUGCUGUCCCCUUCAUCAUCUCAAUAUUCUGGCCUUCAUUAAGAAAUCUAUUCAUCCCUGUCUUUCUAAAUUGUUGGCUUGCCAAACAUGCUUUGGAAAAUAUGAUUAAUGAUCUUCAUAGAGCCAUUCAGCGGACGCAAUCAGCAAUGUUUAAUCAAGUUUUGAUUUUAAUAUCCACAUUACUUUGUCUUAUCUUCACCUGUCAGUCAAUAAACUUUUAUGAAGCAUUUGCUGUGUGCCAGGAUUAUACUUAG